Messenger RNA from Solanum verrucosum, 1328 nucleotides. RefSeq lists its product as uncharacterized. The transcript has 5 exons. Gene Ontology annotation, biological process: translational initiation. The coding region runs from base 76 to 1275 and encodes 399 amino acids. Gene Ontology annotation, molecular function: translation initiation factor activity; guanyl-nucleotide exchange factor activity. Lineage: Eukaryota; Viridiplantae; Streptophyta; Magnoliopsida; Solanales; Solanaceae. The record is from RefSeq and is a predicted model, not a curated record. Gene Ontology annotation, cellular component: eukaryotic translation initiation factor 2B complex.
UCACUACUUUUCCGGCGAUUUCGCUUUCCGGCGAUUCUCCACCUCAAGGCUUAAAGCGCACGAUUCCCAAAAAAGAUGUGGCGUAGAUCAGCUUCUUUCAUUCUCGACAAAAACCAAAACGACGUCGUAGCAAACCCUGAAAGUCACCAUCUUUCUCCUCUUUCAGUCGCCGUUUCAUCAUCUAUGGCCGAAACCCUACAACAGGAGCAGCAACCUAAUCCUGACAUUUCGGCGUAUUAUCAGACUAGAGCGGCUCAUCAUGGAGUUGUUACCAGUGACUGGCUUGCUCAGGCUCAGGCUGCUGUCGACCAACCAUCUGAAGACGCUGUAUCCUCGAACUAUUCUUCUAAGUCUGGAGAUUUGAGUGGGAAAUUUAGUGUGAUUGAUGAGUUCAAUAAUUGGCGUAAACAGCCUGAUUUGGCUGAGGCUGUUGCCGCUAUUAGGGCUUUGGCUUCGGUUAUAAGGUCCAGUGAAGCUACUACUAUGAUGGAACUUGAAAUUGAACUCAAAAAAGCUUCUGAUUCUCUCAAGUCAUGGGAUAAAACCUCCAUCUCUUUGACAGCUGGUUGUGAUUUGUUCAUGCGCUAUGUAACAAGAACUUCAGCAUUGGAAUAUGAAGACUUUAAUUCAGCCAAGUCUCGCCUUCUUGAACGUGCAGAGAAGUUUGGGGAAAUAUCUUAUAAGGCUCGGAAGAUAAUUGCAAUGCUCAGCCAAGAAUUUAUCUUUGAUGGCUGCACCAUUUUAGUACAUGGCUUCUCCAGAGUGGUGUUUGAGGUUCUGAAAACAGCUGCUCAGAAUAGGAAGAAUUUUCGAGUUCUUUGCACUGAAGGUAGGCCAGACAGGAGUGGGUUACGAUUGUCCAACGAGCUAGCCAAGCUUGAUGUUCCUGUGAAACUCUUAAUAGAUUCUGCUGUGGCAUACAGCAUGGAUGAAGUUGACAUGGUUUUUGUUGGGGCAGACGGUGUGGUUGAAAGUGGAGGCGUUAUCAACAUGAUGGGUACCUACCAAAUUGCUUUGGUAGCUAAGAGCAUGAAUAAACCAGUCUAUGUAGCUGCUGAAAGCUACAAGUUUGCUCGUCUCUAUCCACUGGACCAAAAAGAUAUGGUUCCAGCUUUACGUCCAAUUGAUUUUGGGGUGCCAAUUCCGUCCAAGGUGGAGGUUGAAACAUCUGCUCGCGAUUAUACACCACCUCAGUAUCUUACACUACUAUUCACGGAUUUGGGCGUUCUAACACCAUCUGUAGUAAGUGAUGAGCUUAUACAGCUAUAUUUAUAGCCCCAAUGAAGUCUGAUUCUGUUGUAGGUAUUUCAACUAUUACAUGUAGGGAG